AUGUUUAACGCCCACAUAAAUGUUGAGGCAUGCAGUUCAGUACGCGCCAUCAAAUAUAUCUKCAAAUAUAUAAGCAAGGGUAGUGAUCAAGCUAUUUUCAAUUUUACAAGUACUGAUCUUGCGAAUCCCGCAGAUGAGGUACAAACUUAUCAAUCUGGUUCAGCCCUGGAAACCGUWAGAGCCUUCCAGGUCACCAGCGAAAACUACCCGAAAGCUUUAGACAGACUCAGGGAACGCUUCGAUAAUCCCACUSUGAUUUUUUUGGAAGGADUUGCCUCCYUAUUCACGCUGCAAACAGCCGAUAAAUCAAAUUAUCAACAGUUGCGUAGUUUGAUUGAUAAGGCAUCAGCUAUAUUCAGUUCGUUAGAAUCAUUGGGCACGAGCUCCAAUAUCGYACAAGCAAUGCUGAUUUACAUUGUUAUUGGAAAAUGUGAUCAGCAAACUCGCAACAAAUGGAAUGAAUCGCUAGACUACAAAUCGCUUCCAACUUGGAUACAAUGCACCCAAGUUUUAGAACGCCAUUGUCAGUUUUUGCAUUCAUCCGACUCYUCGUCACUCCAUAAGUUCGAGUCCACCAAACCAAUUCGGAUUACUWCCCGUGGACAAAACUCAUCAUUCGCCAUCACUAAGCCUUCUUGUGUCCUUUGCUCCAGCGAUAAACACAAAAUGAUUGGCUGUUCUCAAUUCAAGGACAUGAACACGAAUCAACGCUAUGUUGCCGCCAAGAAAUACUACCUCUUUAUCAAUUGUCUGAGCAAUGGUCACAGAGUAGCUCAAUGUGCGUCAAAGCAUCGCUGCCGCUCCUGUAACAGAACGCAUCAUAUGCUUUUGCAUCAUAACAACGCGACUCUGCCUACACUUGCAAGUCCAACAUCUCUUCCUGUUUCACAAUCGUUGCAACCAUCAUCAUCAUAUUCAACCAAACCUCAUACAUACAACCAACUAGUAGCCACGCAUUCGCAUAUGGAGAYAUCGGAUCACGGRCAGGUCAUUUUAGCAACAGCUUUAGUUCUAGUUAAAGAUUCCAUGGGUACGUACAAGCUUGGAAGAGCUCUUCUCGACUCAUGUUCUCAAGUGAAUAUCAUGACCAAUGAGUUCGCACAAAGGCUUCACCUUCGUCGAGAAAAGUAUCACAUUGGCAUUCGCAGCAUAGGUGAUUCAGUUACCAAUCUUAUAGCUCGAAUCACCACAACAAUUAAGUCACGUACAUCAGCAUUUCAACUUUCGCUCCAGUUUGGCAUGACACCCCAGAUUGCAGACCAACCUGACGCUGAAAUUGACACAAUAAACUGGAACUUGCCAGCUAAUASAACUUUGGCUGACGAAACCUUCUUCAAACCUCGACGCAUCGAUCUGUUGCUUGGAACAGAGGCAUUUUUUGAAGCWCUCGCUGUUGGUCAAAUAAGGCUUGGCCCGAAUWUACCUACAUUGCAAAAAACAUUAUUUGGAUGGGUAGUUUCUGGAAGAUACCAAUCGAAGCACUAUACGCCUUCAAAGUCAUAUCUGCUAUUUCGCGAAGACUCUAUCGACGCAAACAUGCAACGCCUUUGGGAGCUCGAAACUGUCGAYAGGAAACCCAACCCUAUUUCACCUGAUCAUCGCAUUUGUGAACGUCAUUUUAUAGCCACAACACAUCAAGAUACAACUGGACGCAUAAUUGUGAGGCUGCCAUUUAAAGACAAUCCAGCUGCACUUGGAGCCUCAUUCGACAUCGCUCGUCGCCGAUUCCUGGCAAUCGAACGCCGUCUGUCGCAUUCGCCAGACACUUAUUCCCAGUACGUCUCGUUUAUGGAAGAAUACGAACGUCUUGGUCACAUGUCUGUAGUAAAGGCGCCGAAAUUAGAUGAACCACACUAUUAUAUACCACAUCACUGCGUAAUGAAACCUACAAGCGCAUCAACAAAGUUACGAGUAGUGUUCGACGCCUCUUGUCAAACUACAACACAAACAUCGCUAAAUGACUUACUUUUAGUUGGACCAACCAUCCAAACAGAGCUGUACAUGUUGCUACUGCGCUUCCGUUUGUAUCGUUACGAUAUCACCGCAGAUGUCACUAAAAUGUACAGGCAAGUAUCUUUGAAUAAAAAUGAUCGUAAAUUUCAUUACAUUCUUUGRCGAGCUUCCGCAGACGCAGAUCUUCUCACAUACCAGCUCAACACUGUGACAUAUGGUACCGCCUCAGCUCCAUAUCUAGCAGUGCGAAGUCUUCACUCUUUAGCAGAAAAGCACAUGGCAGAAUUUUCAAUUGGUGUGAAUGAUUUUCUAUGUGGUGCGGAUGACACAGAUGCCUUACACACAUUAAAGGAAGAAGUUACUGAGAUACUUCAACGCGGACAGUUUCCUCUAUCCAAGUGSCAUUCCAAUCACCCAGAUUUCAUCGAAGGCCAAGCUAUGAAAGAGCUAAGCAUUACCGACGAUUUUACAUCAAAUGCACUUGGG
Molecule: messenger RNA, 2439 nt
Organism: Bactrocera latifrons
Lineage: Eukaryota; Metazoa; Arthropoda; Insecta; Diptera; Tephritidae
Exons: 2
Source: RefSeq, a predicted model, not a curated record